AAGAAACAAUUCUUUAUUCAAAGAGAUCCAAAUAGCAGCAUAACAACAUCAAAAGGAAACCUAAACAAAUUAAACACAACAGGAAAAGCAAGCAAGAAUAAAUAAAUACAUAAAAAUAAAUACAAGUGGCUUAAUCAUCAAAAAAUGGCUGAACUAGCCCCACACUGCUGGCCAAUGGUAUGCCGUUUCCUAUGAGGCCCGUUUCUGAUUGGUUCAGAUCUUUGUUUUGCCGGAAGUGGUGACUCCGGAUCCGCGGUGGUCAUGGCGGAGGUCAGCGGCCGCUUGAGGAGCGGAGCUCACAAACUCUCUGUCGUUAUCACACUGCGGAGAUCUUAUCAUCAUCAUCUGUCCGCGGCGGACAAGUUCACGAGCGCUGCCGCUUCUGACGGGACUCUCGGAGGGACCCGAGGCUACAGCAGCGCGCCGGGCGAGCACCGGAGCCCCACCGCCUACUACGACAUCCUCCGGGUGUCACCGAGCGCCACGCCGCAGCAGAUCAAGAGCGCGUAUUACAGACAGUCCUUCAUCCACCACCCGGACCGGAACCAACACUGCAGCGAGGAUGCGGCGCGGCAGUUCGCGCUCGUCACCGAGGCCUACAGCGUUCUCGGGGACAGCGGCCUCCGGAGGAAGUACGACCGCGGGAUCCUCCACCGGACCGACGUGCAGCGCGCCGGGAGACCGUCACCCUCACGCGCCCCUGACGCGAGAACGCGCUUCGACUUCGACGCGUUCUAUCAGGCGCACUACGGCGAGCAGCUGCAGCGCGAGCAGCGCAUGAGACGCGCGCGGGAGCAGACGCGUCAGCAGCAGCAGCACGCACUCCGAACCUGGACCCGGAUGAAGAUGAACGAGCUGACCGUGGGCUUCCUGCUGCUGCUCGGAGGAGGCCUGCUGCUCAGCCUCAGACACUGAACUCACUCGAGCUCCGCUCCGUGAUCUAUUUGAGGAAAUACUGAACAACGAUGCUUCUUGACUUGAAUAGCAGUCGAGUGUUGUUUUUACAUUAUUAUUCACAUUUCCUGUCAAUGUGUAGACAAGAAGAAUAAGAAGAAGAAGUGCAGCAAACCGAUUGAUUAUAAUGAUGAUUAAAGACUAAUACAAGUUUGUAGUACUGUA
Messenger RNA from Carassius gibelio (silver crucian carp), 1119 nucleotides. RefSeq names its product DnaJ (Hsp40) homolog, subfamily C, member 30b (gene dnajc30b). The record is from RefSeq and is a predicted model, not a curated record. Lineage: Eukaryota; Metazoa; Chordata; Actinopteri; Cypriniformes; Cyprinidae. Bases 262 to 915 code for a protein of 217 amino acids. The transcript has a single exon.